Messenger RNA from Bradysia coprophila, 481 nucleotides. RefSeq names its product ribosomal protein S21 (gene RpS21). Gene Ontology annotation, cellular component: ribosome. Lineage: Eukaryota; Metazoa; Arthropoda; Insecta; Diptera; Sciaridae. Gene Ontology annotation, molecular function: structural constituent of ribosome. Gene Ontology annotation, biological process: translation. The record is from RefSeq and is a predicted model, not a curated record.
UAUAGUUGAUAUUUCCAGCACACAGAUGUCUCUCUCAUUCACUUCAAAUUGUAGACGUACCAACUCAAAAAAAAUAAAAAAAUUCUUUCUCGCCAUUACGAUAAUUUUGUUGUGAGCUUAAAAAGUUUCUCUACAAAUAAACUUUCAAAAAUGGAAAAAGACGCCCCACUAUCCGUUGACUUGUACUGCCCACGAAAAUGCUCCACAAGUAACCGCAUCAUUCAUGCUAAGGAUCAUGCUUCGGUGCAAAUCAACAUCGCUGACGUUGAUCCCCAAACCGGCAUUAUGACCGGUACAUCGAAGACCUAUGCAAUUUGCGGAUCAAUCAGAAUGAUGGGAGAAUCAGACGAUUGUAUCGCCAGGUUAGCAAAAAAGGAUGGCAUCUUGUCGAAGAACUACUAGAGGAGAUUUAUUUCACCGAUGAUCGCGAUGUACAAUUUUGAACAGAAGUGAAAAUAAAAAAAAUCUUUUUUCCCAAAAA